AUGAUGAGAGCUUCUUAUGUCCCUCUUUACACUGUUCAUCGAGACAUGGUUCACCGUGAAAGCUUCUUGUCUUCAAUGAAGGAUCUCAGCCAAGAUUCAAACACUUGCAGCCGGUCGGGAGAUAAUAAAAAUGUGCAAUAUAAUCAGAAUGGUUUCUCGAUGAGAGCUCCUCCCCCGGAGGAAUCUCACUUUGGAAACGAGAGAGAUUUUCUUAAGCAAACUAUGCUUCAGCACGAAGCCGUUUUCAAGAAUCAGGUUCAUGAACUUCACCGUUUGUAUAGAACGCAAAAGAGCUUGAUGGAUGAAGUUAAAGGAAACAACAACCAGUCUGAACACACACCGGAGAGUGCCAUCAAACGCGACCUGCCUGCGUUUCUCUUGGGUAAACCGGUGUGUGGUGGUGAAGGAAGCAGCUCCCAAGCUUGCAACAACGUUCCCAUGGCGAAUGGUGUUAGCUCAAAGGACGAGGAGGAGGUUAGGCCUGUGAAGGUCAGGAGAAGAAUGAUUGAUCUUCAACUCCCCGCGGAUGAGUAUCUCGAUGAUGCAGACUGUCCUCAAGAAGCUGGAAGAGGCAACAAUGCUUCUCAUCUGAACGGUUCUUCUUCGGUUAUGAAGAACCAAAACGGGUUAACUGACUUGAACGAGCCUGUCCAGUGCCAAGAUGGUCCUUCUUCCAGGGAUGUAUACUCUCUUUAUGGCAAAAACAUUGUACAUGCGCAACGCCAGUGGUUGGAAACGAAUGCAAAUCAAAAUGGAUGGAUGGUUCUAGAAGCAGGGCGUGGAAAAAGCAUUCCAAGAGAGAACUUAUGUGUGCCUUCACAGCCAGUACAAGUUCUUGCUAACCAUGCAUUUGGCUAUCCUCCUUCAACUGAUCAGAGGAGGUUGUUAUCCGGCGAAUGGGAAGCUCGUCAAAGGAAUCCUGAAGUUUCCUAUGAUAGCUAUGUGGAAUCAAGUGUGGCAUCAAAUGCUCCAAGCUUGACUAAUGGUGGCUACCGCCCUGAACCUAGCAGAACUUGGAGCCACUGGAUUUCAAACCGGAGUAACGGCUCAGUUCAGAAACCUUUGCCGUUUCAAACGAAUCCACUCCUGAGUUAUAGUACACAAGCAAGAGCAGAUUCAAACUCAGAGAUGAGAAGACGUGGCGGCUUUGAAGGGGUUUACCAAGGGUUCUCUUCAGGGUUGAAGGAAACUGCCUUUAGUGUACCACCAAGUAACCUUAACCAUUUUAACAAUGGUCCAAAUGGGGCUGUUACAAAUGGUUCUUUGAAGCAUCAGAGCUUAGAAAGUCUUCAAGGACCAAAAAGACAGGAACGCUCUGCUGGGUUGCCCUGGUUAAAACCUAACCCCCCUAACAAAAACGGAAUAACCAAUGGCGGUUUUGAUUUGAAUGCUUCUGCUGAUGGCUCGAGUAAUGUAUCUCCCAACAACGGUUUGGGACGGGCUGAAAUGGCCAGUUCACUGAGUAAUGGAAAGAUUCUUGGAUACCCUAUCUCUCAUAAGCGUUCUAUUUGGGAGUGCAACUCUUCCUUUAACUCUCCCCCUGUGUCUCUCAAGGAAGCAAACACUUUGGUGAAUAGAAACUUCGACAUUAACUUGCCAUGUGACGCCUCGGUUGCUGAAGAUGUUGAAAGUAAAAAAGCUGCCACUAACAGGAACUACAUUGACUUGAAUCUAUGUGCUAGUGAGGAUGAAAGUCCCGGCUUGUGUUCCAAACCAAGAGUGGAAACAAGAGCAACUCCUUUAAUAGAUUUGGAAGCUCCCCCGGCUCUUGAGAGUGAAGAAGAAGGGGAGAGAACGCCAGAGAAGAGAGAUGAAGCUGGAGAGACUCUUGAUGAACUCAUCAAGGGAGCAGCAGAAGCUAUAGUCACCAUCUCACUGUCUCAUAAUCCUGACGAAGCUGCUUCCUCUACGACCGAUGCAGCUGCUAAAGACCCGCUCUCUUGGUUUGUGAACACAAUUGCUUCUUGCGGCAGUGAUUUAGAAAAGAGGCUUGAUGCUUGUUUAGAAGGCUGCCGUGAGGAGUGUUCUUCAGGGGAGUUUGAUUACUUCGAGGCAAUGACUCUGAACUUACCUCUAACCAAAGAAGAAGACUACAUGCCAACGCCUUUAGUCCCUGAGCAUCUGAAAUUCGAGGGGACGGAUUCUAUAGGCAUCAACAAGCCAAGGAGAGGACAAGCAAGACGAGGAAGACCAAGAAGGGAUUUCCAAAGGGAUGUUCUCCCUGGACUUGCUUCUCUGUCUAGGCUCGAAGUAACAGAAGAUCUUCAAAUGUUUGAGGGACUUAUGAAAGCCACAGGCUACGGCUGGAACUCAGGAGUGGCUAGAAGAAGCUCAAACCGAGGUGGGUCUAGCCGAGGAAGGAAAAGGCUGAUUAGCAACGUCAACGGAGCUCCGGUUUGUUCUUCUUUGGAGGGGCAAGUAGAUAACAGUAAUGUACAAAUGGUGGGACUUGAAGAUAGGAGCCUUACCGGGUGGGGAAACGCAACCAGAAGACCAAGGAGACAAAGAUGCCCUGCAGGUAGUACUCCACCAACUGUGGUCUUAACAUAAAGUUUUUUCAUGCAAUAAAAAAACUAUAGAAGGAGAAAAAAAACAGAGAAACUGAUUCAGUAUUGAAGAAGACAGACAGAUGUUUUAUUAUAUUCUCAAUCAACCCCAUGUUUGUGGGUAUUGGUUGCCCUUUGUAUAUCUUGUCCUCUCUUACAAGGGCUACAGAAAAAGAAUUACAUGGUUGUGUUAUAUUAGAGUGGUUGGUUAUUACAAAAAUCUGUUUCUCUGUUUCCUA
Molecule: messenger RNA, 2785 nt
Organism: Brassica rapa (field mustard)
Lineage: Eukaryota; Viridiplantae; Streptophyta; Magnoliopsida; Brassicales; Brassicaceae
Source: RefSeq, a predicted model, not a curated record